Messenger RNA from Hydra vulgaris (swiftwater hydra), 1498 nucleotides. RefSeq lists its product as uncharacterized. Lineage: Eukaryota; Metazoa; Cnidaria; Hydrozoa; Anthoathecata; Hydridae. The record is from RefSeq and is a predicted model, not a curated record.
GAUCUAGAUUUUUAUAUGACUUUUAUGCAUGGUUACCCAACAUUUUUAUGUAUUAUUUUGCUGACAAUAUUGCAUGAAAAUAUUGUCCCUGUUCUCACAUUAAUUUAAUGUCGAAGGAAUGUUGAGCCGGCUUUUUUUGUUAGUUUUUCUAUAUUUUACAUGCAUUUUCUAAGCACCUGCCAAAAAUCAACGAAAAAUAAUUGGUAGCAGAUAGUAAACUAGGUGUUAGACUUUUGGUACAUAAUUUUGGUUUUUCUGUUGUUUUUUUUUCGUUAAGCUUGUUCCGGGUGUGGAUAGGGGGGCCGACUAUACAAAAACAUAACAAAUCCCAUUAUCGUAUUAUUUUGAAUUUUAUUUUUAGAUUAAAAUAAAUAAUGAAUACAAACAGAGAUAUUGUUAGAUCUAUAACAGAUAACCCUGCUGCACAUUAUGAAGCUUUUUUGAGAUAUCUUCAAUCUACCCAGCCUACCACAGCAACAUCUUCAUCUGCAAUUAGUGCUCUAGUUCCAUCCUCAAUUGCAUUGAGAAUUCCAUCUACAUCUGGAAUAAUUGUUACAUCUUCAGCUGCUACAAGUGUCCCACAACCUCCACAACAAACAACACAACCUUCUGCUGAGCUUACCUAUGGUGCCUAUAGAAGAUAUAGGGACCAGCACCCUGGACCGAUGAGCAAUCGAUCAUUUUUGCGGUGGGUCCGGUUAGGAGGGAAUGAUGGUGAGUCAUUCAGCUGGGCCUAUCAUCCUCCUAACAGGGGUGCUGGAAGCUCCAGCAGAAGAGGAAAUCGUGGAGGAGGUCGUGGGCGAAGACGGAAUGGUGGCGGCCUUGUUGUGAAUGGUGGCAUCCACUAUUACUAGGCGCCACCACUCCUUUACUUUUUUUUUAAAUAAAUAUAUAACAUUAUCAAGUUUGUUUUCCAUUUUGUCCGAAAUUUUGCAAUUAUUAACAUUUGAUUUAUUUAUUUUAAAUCUUUCACAAAAUGGUUUAAAAGCAAAGCAUUGACAGAUGUAGUAGUUUGCAAGGGACCUGUUUUGUAUGUUUUCAAUGUAAUUAAAAGUUUUAGGAUUUUUUGAGGUUUUGAAAUUUUGAGGUUUUCUCAUAGCCUAUAUUAAAUGCAGUUUCAAAUUUAUAUGUAAUGUUUUAUUGAGUUGAUAAAUGUUAAAUAUCUUUUCCAUACCUAAUUACUGUUCUUUAUUUUGUUUGGUUUAUAUACUUUUUUUUUGAGUUAAGAAUAUUAAUUGGUUUUAAACCAGUUUAAUUGUUUGAUUUUAAACCAGGUUAACUUAUGUUUACAGUUCCUAAAUAUUAUAAUUACGUAACCAUUACUUGUUUGCAGAAGGUUCAAAAAAAAGUGGAGUUAUGUUUGCGGAUACAGUAAAAAAAGAUUGAUCUUACAUAUAGUGCAGAAGGGGAUAUCACCACGGAGGAGGGCGUAGGCGAAGAAAGAAUGGUAGCAGUUGAAGAAGAAGUUUUUUGUAUUAAAAAUAUAUAUUUAACAUUA